Molecule: messenger RNA, 1517 nt
Organism: Sitodiplosis mosellana (orange wheat blossom midge)
Lineage: Eukaryota; Metazoa; Arthropoda; Insecta; Diptera; Cecidomyiidae
Product: probable inactive tRNA-specific adenosine deaminase-like protein 3
Exons: 2
Coding region: 95-1354 (419 amino acids)
Cellular component (GO): nucleus; cytoplasm
Molecular function (GO): tRNA-specific adenosine-34 deaminase activity
Source: RefSeq, a predicted model, not a curated record
GUUUACUUGUUGAUACUCUUCACAUGCUUUCACACAAGCAAUUUCGAAAAAGAACCAAAUGUCGAAUUGAACCAUUCUAAGUGUUUUGUAAAAAAUGACGGAAGAAGUGAUUCAUGCAAAGCGAAUAAAAUUGGACACGGACGAAACGAAUGUGUCAAAUGAACGUUGUGAAGCUGAUGAGUCAACAAAGUGGAAAAUCAAAGCCAUUUUAUCCGAUGAAUAUUAUGAGCCGUUGAAACGAUGUUUUGCUUACGCCGGAGUUCUAAAUGAUACCAAAUUAAUAGGCAAAGUAAUGAAUGAAAUAUAUCAACGAAUGCCAUUGAAUGAGCUGAACCAUUUGAAAAGGGUGAAUAAAACGAAAUUACUGUUAUGUUCAAUGAAUGAAAUGUUGCAAUUUCUUUGUGAAAAUCACGAGAAUGAGUCGAUUCAAGCAAUGCUACCGCUCAUAAACACCACAGCUGACGGUCAACUGGCGACUGAAGAUGAUUUACGAGUUGCCAAAGACGAAGUGACCAUUUCUCUGGCAAAACUGUACAUGACCUCCAAAGAGAUAUCCACGGAAGUGAUAGCGGUUCUAACGGAAAAAGUGGAAAUAGCAGCCGUUUCGGCUGAAGCACCAGUUCUGAGUUGGCAAUACGCGGAUGUGGCAAAAGAUUGGCCGUGUAAAUUCCAUCCGAAUAAAGAUCUGGAAAAAAUGUACAACGGAAAGUGGUUCACAGACACGGACACGGCAUUUCAUACUAAAAUUAUGGAGAUUUGCGGAUUUUUGUGCAAAGAAUUGAAGAAGCAAGUGUCUGGCAUUGCGGUGGAUCCACGAACAAAGUCAAUCGUUGCAAUUGGUUUCGAUGAAUGCGAUCGACAUCCUUUGAUGCACUGUACAAUGGUACUCAUUGAUGGUGUGGCCAGAUCACAGAACGGUGGCGCUUGGAAUGAAUACCUAGUCAAUACGGAACUUUAUUCAAAUGACGAAUCCGCAGAAUAUACACAGUAUGGUGUGAGUUCGUACCUUCGAAGAUUAAUCACUUCCAAAUUUCCGGCCAUCGAUGGCGGGCGAUCGAUUACAUUCGGCGCUGAACGAGUAAGAUCGGAUGCGGAAAGUCGACAAAUUUUGGAUAUAGAUGUGAAUAGCGAUAAUUUAGCGAAAUAUGGGCCGUACCUGUGCACGGGCUACGAUGUGUAUUUGUGGCGUGAACCAUGCGUCAUGUGCAGCAUGGCAUUGACCCACAGUCGAAUACGCACCAUUUUCUUCCAUCAGACCCAAUCGAAAGGUGCAAUUAGGUCGCUGACCAAACUUCAAUCGGUCAAAGCUUUAAAUCAUCAUUUUCAAGUAUUCCAUAUCACGGCAGACAGUUGAGAUUUUUUUUUAUCGCACGUGAAAUGUAAAUAAAAUGUGUUGACAUUUUCAAUUAUUCGAUAUUGUCAUUGUGACUGAAGAGCAUUGUUCAUUUAGAGAUAUUUAUAAAAUGAAGAAAAAAAUCGGCCAUUUCGAAAUAAAAUUGUUAAACUGAAAACAGAAA